This is a messenger RNA of Mya arenaria, 744 nucleotides long. Its product is annotated as cytochrome P450 1A1-like. Gene Ontology annotation, molecular function: iron ion binding; heme binding; monooxygenase activity. The record is from RefSeq and is a predicted model, not a curated record. Lineage: Eukaryota; Metazoa; Mollusca; Bivalvia; Myida; Myidae. The transcript has 3 exons. The coding region runs from base 1 to 744 and encodes 247 amino acids.
AUGCGUGUCCGCUCCCUAUCUCUAACACGUCUAGAAGAAUCCACGUCAUCGCGACGAAGUUCAGUCCCAGACAUGCCGGCUCAAGUUCACAAUUCAAGGACAAAGAACAGAAAUGGAUUUUCUCAGACCGGAUGUAUCCAGACGGACCCUGGGGAUUCCCAGUGGUCGGGCAUCUUCCGUUGCUUGGAAAAUUCCUCCCUUAGCAGCUCAUGGAGUGGCGUAAAACAUACGGCGACGUUUACAGGAUACGAAAUCGAUAGCGUCGUAGGGCAAGAACGGCCGCCUGCGCUCACAGAUAAGCCCCGCCUUGUAUACACGGCAGCAGUCAUUCAGGAAGUCAUGCGCAUUGUUGCGAUGCUUCCGGUUUCCUUGCCGCACUACGCGAUACAGGACGCGAUUAUUUGUGGCUACCAUGUUGACAAAGACACCGUCGUCAUCCUUAAUAUGUUUUCCGUUUCCCACGAAGCAAGGGUCUGGGGCGACCCUGACAACUUUCGACCCGGGUGUUUUUCUACUGAGAGCGGGGAAAUCAACACCUCAUUGCUCGGUCACUCACUUCCGUUUGGUCUCGGACGGAGGCGAUGUGUUGGUGAACAAUUAGCCAACAUCAGCCUCUACAUUUUGUUUUCAUCUCUCAUGCAGCAGUGUCGCUGUUCACUGCCAGGCAGUGCGGACCUUACAUCGGUUCCGGAACUAGUUUCUACCCCGGAGAAAUGCAAUAUCAUAGUGCAGAAUAGGAAUUGA